GUAAAAUUGUCAAUUUGAGUCAAUUUUGUUUUUUACUGUCAAAGAGGAAAGCGUGUCAGCCGUUUAAAAAAAGUGAUAAAUAACAUUAUUAACGGCUAUUCAGUUCGAAAGAAUUUGUAGUGAAAAUUGUUGUGUGCAGUUAUUAUCAAAAAUGGAGCCAAUGACUUUGGGUAGUCCAACACACUCUCCUUCUAACAGCCCGAAUGUGGGAUAUUUGCCGCCUUUCCUUCUGGGUGAAAUAAAUCCACCGACUACUCCUCGAACAAACAGUCUGUCUCCUACAAAAGGCAGAAGUCUUGCUUUCGGUUCUCCAACUAGUCCCACGCAAACAUCAACACCAGAUCAGAAGGCAUAUCGGCAGAACAUUUCCAUGCACCAGCAAGCACUCUACAACCAACAGAAUAUGUACCCCAACAUACCUUCAUCUCCUAACAUGUACUCUAAUAUAUCAACAAAUGCCAACAUGUCAUAUUCUAGCAAACCUAACGGACCACCCAUAGAGGAUCUAUUUGACACCAUAAAAAGUAAUGAACCAACUAUAAACAAAUCCCUAUUCCAAGAUAGUUUCUAUGGUAACAAUAAUUCGGUUUCCCACAAUGGUUUUGGGAACAAUUUGAAUAAUUCAGUAAAUAAUCAGUCUAUGGCGACACCGUGGCAAGAUGGCUGCCAGGAUCAUGACGAGUACUGGGUGACUGUAUUCGGUUUCCCGCCAAACGCUGCUAAUACUGUUUUAGCAAGAUUCAGCAAUUGUGGUGCUAUUUUAGACAAACAAUACCCGACGCAAGGCAACUGGGCGCACGUGCGCUACGCGACGCGCGCGGAGAAGGAGCGCGCCAUGUCGCUCAGCGGCCGCCAGGUGCUGCCCGGCGUCAUGGUCGGCGUCGUCGAGUGUAAGGAGCCGCCCAGGAUUGGGGUUACCACUCCCGGGAUAACGUCGCCUGACAGGACCGGCGUCCGCUCCCUCUGCCCGACACCCAUAGCCAACGCGCCUGUCCCCCAACGCUCGAGCGGCCUUAUCUCAAAAGCCUUAGACUACGUGCUGGGUUGGUGACGAAAACCUUGCGCCUUGGCGCGUCGCUUCAGUCCGAUAUAUCGCAAACUGAAGCAAGCGCCUCGAGUACUGAACCGCGUACCAUAUGUGUCACGGCUACGUAACCGAAAUAGAGACUUUUUCACCAUGCUCGAACACGUGCAUCAAUCGCAAAUUUAUUUGAAUUAUAAUCACGAGUUUUUCCAUUGUAAUGAAAUGUAGACUGAGUUUGUAUAGUCAGCGACAGGUGCCUAGUUUCCGAUAAUGUUAGAAUCUAAGUUUUGUGUGAUAUGGUAAUGGAUUAGUUAAGUCACUUUGUACUUAUAUGGACAAAAUAAUCCUGUGUAGUAGACAGUAUAUCAAGAAAGUAGAAGAAGAACACCACUUCUUCAUUCAUAUUAUCUUGUUUCAAGUGCAUGUACAGCCUUUUCAUAUUUAUAGAAUUAAUGUAAACCAUACCAUGUGUAAUCAUAUUAUAUACCCGGCGCAAAUGUUGAAUCCUAUAUACUUGCAGUGCCAUCAGGGCUGGAAGUAGAUCUCAAACAUUUGUGUAUUCUCUUGAAAUAAUGUAAGGCAAGAUAUUCAUAAAAAUAGAUUUGUAAGAUAAUAACUUGACUGUCGUUGACUGAGCACAACAUAAAAGAAUAGAAUUCUUUUAUCAAACUACUACUUAUUGAAAAUUAUGUGAAUAUUUAAUUAAUGAUAUUGAAUGAAGUCGGUUGUAUUAUGCAGGUAAUAAAAUAACUUUGAUAUUUCUUAAUAA
Molecule: messenger RNA, 1793 nt
Organism: Helicoverpa zea (corn earworm)
Lineage: Eukaryota; Metazoa; Arthropoda; Insecta; Lepidoptera; Noctuidae
Gene: Nup35
Product: nucleoporin Nup35
Exons: 4
Coding region: 152-1051 (299 amino acids)
Biological process (GO): NLS-bearing protein import into nucleus; nuclear pore organization; regulation of DNA-templated transcription
Cellular component (GO): nuclear pore central transport channel; nuclear pore nuclear basket; nuclear membrane
Molecular function (GO): single-stranded DNA binding; phospholipid binding; structural constituent of nuclear pore
Source: RefSeq, a predicted model, not a curated record